Messenger RNA from Aspergillus aculeatus ATCC 16872, 2061 nucleotides. Its product is annotated as putative C6 transcription factor. NCBI's taxonomy places the organism in Eukaryota, Fungi, Ascomycota, Eurotiomycetes, Eurotiales, Aspergillaceae. The record is from RefSeq and is a predicted model, not a curated record. The transcript has 6 exons. Gene Ontology annotation, biological process: regulation of DNA-templated transcription; DNA-templated transcription. Gene Ontology annotation, cellular component: nucleus. Gene Ontology annotation, molecular function: DNA-binding transcription factor activity, RNA polymerase II-specific; DNA binding; zinc ion binding. The coding region runs from base 1 to 2061 and encodes 686 amino acids.
AUGGAUUUGGAGUCCGCUACUCCUGAGCGGCCCGCUAAGCGAGUGCGGCAAGCUUGUGAGCCGUGCAGGCGGAAAAAGGCAAAAUGCCCUGGCGAGCAGCCAGCUUGCUCUCUUUGUGCGCGGUUGAAUCAAACAUGCACCUAUGCUGGAGAGCACCGAAGGCCAUUGGCCAAUGGUCUUAAUCAUUCAGGAGAAUCAAUCUCUGGCGUUCCCACCUCGGAGGCCAGAAUCUCACAGAUAUUGGAAGAUCGUCUGGGAAUCUGGGAAGUUAAGAUGAGCGAGUUCCUUGACACCCUGGAGCGAAACGCACAGGGUCACGCUCGACAGAACACAGCAACUGACGGCCUAAUUUCCCUGGCCCCUUCUUUGAAUUAUUCGGCACCGAAUGCACUCACUCCACUACCCAGAUGGGAGAAGGUAGUGUCAAUAGCAGAGUUAUACUUGCAAUACUGCGACUCUCAGCCUCUCCCUUUGUUCCACAGGGACAGCUUUCUGAGAACAUUGCCAACUCGUGAUCCAGAGAUAAUCUUUGCUAUCUUAGCCUUGAGUGUACGGUUUUCAGAUGACGAAGCGUCAAGUCCUGAUGAACUCCCGUCUCUCAUUAAUGGCUAUACGGAAGUGGCUAGAGGUCUGGUCAUGAAAAGGGUUUCGGAAGGACCAGUUGAACUUUCCACACUCCAAAGCUUGUGCCUACUAAGCCUUGUUGACUUUACCAACGGAAACACACAUCGCUCAAGUAUUCAUUGUAGUCUGGCAAUGAACCUGGCACAGUGUGCCAAUCUGGGCUCGGAAUCGCCUUCGUCACAUUUCUCCUUAACACGUGAAGAACGUAGGCGCUGCUUCUGGAGCAUUUAUCUGCUGAAACGUAUUCAUGGUGUUGACGUUGAGAACUUGGAUUCUCCGGAGGAAAACUUCCCUCCUUUCCCCGAGAGUCCGAAGAGGCCUCCACCGCCGAAUUCUCUAAUUGAUGCGGCCGAUGAGACUCGGUCAUCAGGAAUGCAUGAUCAGGGUAUCCUCGCGUACAUGAUAAUGCUCAGUGGUGUUUUCGCAAAAACUGCCAAGUAUGUCCGCCGUCAUGGGAAGCCCGGGAAAUUGCCUCCUUGGUCGUCCGAAUCAGAGUACUCGGAGAUCCUGGCUGCUCAAAUGGACCUUGAGACUCAGAUGCCCUACGUUCACAGGUUCAAGCCAGCUAGCCUAGAUGAAAGGACACUGGAAGCGCUUCAGGCAAGAAGAGACUACUGGGGUCCGUGGCUGUUGAACCAAUUCUUAUAUCACACAAUACUAUGCCUGGUCAAUCACCCGCUUCUCCUUUCGCUUAGUCUUAGGAACUUUCGAAGUACCAUUCCUGAGAUAUUUCUCCAGCAUAGCUCGGAUCUCAUUUCAUCUCACACAACAUGGAUCAUACAUUUUAUCAACUUUUUCGAAGAGCGGUGUUUUACGAUCUCGGACCCGUUCCUGGGAUACAGCGCUGCUGUGGUAGCUACAAUCGAAUUGCAGCUUAGUUUUACCGAGAAUGCUGUUAUUCGUGAUGACAAGCGGGACCGUUUCUACAGGUGUGUCAGGUUUGUGCAGAAGCUGGGGCAAAAAUGGCCUCAUAUGGCACGAUUGGCGGACAGGCUACAGAAGUUGGAGGAUGCUGUGUCUGCAUCCUAUCAGCCGGCCUCGGGCUCACAGAGUAAAUAUCUCCUCAUAGACCUGUCCCGCUUCUGGGAGAUCCUCGAAUACUCCUCCAACAGUGACACCGACUCAGCUCGCCGCAUGUUCGGGGACUCUUUGUACUCUGAGCCUCCUACAAUCGCGGCUGAAGUAUCUCAAACAUCUCCCUUACCUGAACCAUUUCGCCUGAAUUCUCACAACACGUCAGCGUCAUCACCAAGCUCACAAUUCAAUCUGCCUACUUCGCUCCUCGUUGGCGGACAAGAUCCAAUGGGGUCUAUGGGUUCAUCUCGGUCGCCCGACCCAAUGAAUGACGAAUUCUCGAUCUUGGCCGCGAAUUUCUUCUCUCAAGCUCAAGACUUUUUGCCGAGGGGUGAUGGCAGAGAUGGUUUCGGUCACCUCUGA